AUCCAUCAAAUGUUUGAGCUGUUAUUAUAUCGGGGUCGUAUUUGAUGCCCUCUCCCUCUCUUCGCAUCAAAUGCGCUUUCCUCUUCAAUUCGACUUCCGAUUCGAACUUCACCAUCGCACCGCAAGGAAGCCUUGAGUUCGUACAUCCAUGGCGAGACCUUUGAGUACUAGGCCCCAUGGAUCUACCACCACAACCCUAACCCUAGAAAACCACCCUAGUUCUUCAUCUGCGCAAAGGCCACAACAACAAACCCUAGUUCUUCGCCUGUCGCGGCCCAAAAAGAAAGUCACAUGGAAGGAAGGCACGGUCGAUAACGAGUUCCUUAACAAGAAGAGCUCUAAGAAGUGUUGUAUCUUCCAUAAGCAGAAGCCCUUUGACGAAGACGACAGCGACGACGAUGAUGAAAACAAGAAUGGUCAUUGCUGUAACAAAGAUGGUGCCCACGGCAAUGCUGCCGAUCAUGGUUGUUGUUCCAAGGAUGGUGAGGCUAGCACGAGCAACCCUUGCUGUUCUGAUUGAGUCGGCCGUUGAUCGGAGUGGUUGCGUCUUCUUUAUAAGUGUACAUGUAUGGGUUCCUUCUAAUUCCUUCUUGAAGAACGAUAUAGACCUCUUCAAUUCUUCAAUGUAAGAUGUAUAUUGGUUUAUCAAUUUCGCAUGUUUAUCUGUUUUAAAGGGACCUUGUUUUCUGGGUUUAUUUGAACUUCGUAUCGGAGAAUUAUUUCUAUCAGAUUUUUUAAUUUUAAUGUCUUAC
Molecule: messenger RNA, 752 nt
Organism: Nelumbo nucifera (sacred lotus)
Lineage: Eukaryota; Viridiplantae; Streptophyta; Magnoliopsida; Proteales; Nelumbonaceae
Gene: INH3
Product: inhibitor-3
Cellular component (GO): nucleus
Molecular function (GO): protein serine/threonine phosphatase inhibitor activity; protein phosphatase 1 binding
Source: RefSeq, a predicted model, not a curated record